AUGUAUUCGGUUGAGUGGCAAAAGCGAGGAUUUUCUCAUGCACACAUUUUGGUUUGGUUCAUCGACAAAAUCCGUCCUGAAGAAAUCGAUAGUAUCAUUUCUGCGGAAAUUCCAGAUCCAUCCACUGACCAACUGCUGUUUGAUAUUGUUACAACAAACAUGAUUCAUGGUCCAUGUGGUACUCUUAAUAGUUCAUCGCCUUGCAUGGCUGAUGGAAAAUGUACUAAAAAUUUCCCUAAAGAUUUUACCAAUGAUACGGUCACAAAUGUUGACGGAUACCCAAUAUAUCGUCAAAGAAAUCCUGAAAAUGGCGGACAAUCAUUUAUUAAAAUUAUCAUCAACACAGACAUUGAUAUUGACAAUCGUUGGGUGGUGCCAUAUUCGCCUCUGCUGAGCGAGACAUAUAAUGCUCAUAUUAAUGUUGAGUUCUGCAGUUCUAGUGGAAAUACUAAUGUGAAUGCUCCUCCAGUGAUUAAAAACGAUGAAAUAACGCUCUACCAAAUUGGUCGGUUCAUCAGCUCCAAUGAAGCUGCUUGGCGUAUCUUUGGUUUUCCAAUUCAUGAACGGGAUCCAGCAGUUGUUCAGUUAGCCAUCCAUCUUGAAAACGGUCAGCGUGUAUUUUUCACGAACGAGACAGCGAUUGAUCGUGCAAUAAAUCCACCUAAAACUACACUCACUGCAUUUUUUGAAUUGUGUAAUCGUGCGGAUGAUUUUGGUUCCUUUGCACGAACAUUACUCUAUUCACAAGUACCACGCUAUUUCAGAUGGACUCAAACAAAAACAUGGAUGCCCCGCAAGCAAGGCUCACCAGUUGCUGCAUGUCUCAAUUUAUUUAAAUCAAACGCCUUAGGGCGAUUAUUUACAGUCAAUCCAAGACACACGGAGUGCUUUUAUCUUCGACUGUUGUUGGUUAAUGUUACUGGCCCAUUAUCAUUUCAAGAUAUACGUAAAGUGAAUGGGCAACAAUAUCCAACGUAUAAAGAUGCAUGCCUUGCACUCGGCUUGCUGGAAGACGACAACCAGUGGGAAUGCAUGCUUGCUGAAGCUGCAUUGAACUGUACAGCAAUACAAAUUCGUCUACUAUUCGCUAUAGUGUUGACUACAUGUUUCCCAGCCCGAACACAGAUAUUAUGGGAAAAUCACAAAGAUUCAAUGACUGAUGAUAUAUUGCAUCAACAUCGUAUACGGUGCCACGAUCUAACCAUAACAUUCAGCGACGAAAUGUACAAUGAAGCAUUGAUUGCUAUUGAGGAUCUUUGCAUUGUCAUUGCCAACUUACCACUUAGUAAUUUCGGUAUGAAUUCGCCAAAUCGCACUGCAUCUGAUUUAAUGAAUACUGAAAUGAAUCGUGAACUGCAGUACAGUACUGUAGAAAUGGCAGCGAUUGUUGCCCGCAAUGUCCUACUAAUGAAUGAGGAACAAAGAACCAUUCAUGAUCGCAUUAUGCUCGCAGUUUCAGCUGGACAAGGUGGGUUCUUCUUUUUGGAUGCACUGGGUGGAACUGGCAAAACAUUCGUUAUUUCGCUAAUUCUUGCUGAAAUACGAUCAAAUAAUGGCAUUGUAUUGGCCGUUGCAUCAUCGGGCAUUGCAGCAACUUUAUUAGAUGGAGGUAGAACAGCUCAUUCAGUAUUUAAGCUGCCACUAAAUAUUCAGAAUAACCCUGACGCAGUAUGCAACAUUAAGAAACAAUCGUCCUUGGCCACUGUGCUGAAACAGUGUAAAAUUAUCAUUUGGGAUGAAUGUUCUAUGACACACAAACAUUCACUUGAGGCGUUGAACAGGACAAUGAAAGAUAUUAAAAACAGUGACAAACUAUUUGGCGGAACUCUGUAG
Messenger RNA from Cotesia glomerata, 1833 nucleotides. RefSeq lists its product as uncharacterized. Gene Ontology annotation, biological process: DNA repair; telomere maintenance. NCBI's taxonomy places the organism in Eukaryota, Metazoa, Arthropoda, Insecta, Hymenoptera, Braconidae. The transcript has 2 exons. The record is from RefSeq and is a predicted model, not a curated record. Bases 1 to 1833 code for a protein of 610 amino acids. Gene Ontology annotation, molecular function: DNA helicase activity.